AGCAAAACACGAACAAAUUAUUGGCGCCCAGGCAAUCAGCUGACAGUGUGACCAGUCUAAGCGCUGCCAGACCGGUGGAUAAUGGUGGUGACAACAGCUGUUCGCAAGCACAACAAAAAAACAAUUUAAUAUGCUAAGACAGGAAUUUCACAAAAAAUCCACUUUAAACACCAUGUCAUGAAACAUCACUGAGGAUUACGUGGACGUGCAAAAUCAAAGCGGUGUAGAUAGAGCCCUUCCGUCCAAUCCGUCCAGCAGCCUCCCGAAAACCAAAAUCAAAGUAGAGCAACGACUCCCGGCUGCGGCGGCUGCAACAACACGAACGAAAAACCUCAACCGCAAUCGAUGCCCCACUGCCACAUAAUGGUCUAUAUGCGAAUUGUGCUGACAACCUUGACAAUUGUAACGUGCCUGCUGGGGGACAACUUUGUGGAGCUGACCCAGCAUCCGCUGCUGAAGGCCCUGGCGGACAAUGCAACGCACGCGGCCAUCGGCGCCCUGACCGGCAUCGCCUUUUCGAUGCAAUUCUACGAGCGGACCACGCAACUAUUUGGCUGGAUAUUGAUUUUCACCUGUUUCGUUGUGUCAUCGUUCAUUGACUUGGAUCACUUUGUGGAGGCCCGUUCGCUGUACCUGGAGGAUGCCACAAAUUUGUCGCGUCGUCCGUUCCUACACUGUUCCAGCAUCAUUGUGGUCAUGUUGCUGUUCUACAUAUGCACCGCGUGCCUGAACUACUUUCGCACCAGCCUGCUGCUGGGCGCCCUGCUCUGUGCCUUCAUCACACAUCAUACGCGUGACGCUGUGCGGCGCGGCUACUGGCUGUGUCCCAUGGGACACACGGAUCGCGUGCCGCAGCUGGCCUACAUCCUAAUCACGAUCAUGACGCCGCAUCUGUUGGGCUGCCUGCACGCCCUCUGUCGCAGCGUCUUGGUGCUCAACUUUUUGGGGCAAUACGUAAAAUUGAGCGAAUGCAAUUAUCGCGGUGGAUCCGGGUCGGGGUCCAGCUGUUCGAACGACAACUACCGCUAUAUGCAGGUGUAAGGGGAUUGGAGAACCCUUGUGAUACGACAACGUACUGCAGAAUCAUCAAAUGGUGAAUGCAAAUGCUUUGUAGGCUUCAAGCGCAUUAGAUUAGCUUUAACAUUGGAUCAGCUAGUAACGAAACCAAAUACUUCCACACUACAGGACACAGUUUUAGACACUACAAUUAGUUUUAUUCGAGUACCUUUUGGGAACUGGGAAUUCCCGUCCAAUUGAUGAUACAUAUACUUAUUUUUGGCAUUAAUUAGCGUAGGUUUUUACUAGACUCUAAAUACAGAUAAUAUCCGAAUUGUGAUAUGUAGUUGAUAGUGAAUCAAACUAGUGUAACGAGGCAUAGCGCACAACAAAUCAAUUUUGACUAUAUAUCGUAGUGGGCAGGCCCUAGUAUUAUGUAUUUAAGCCAUUUUAAUCUACUCUAACGGAAAGUACUAUAAUAAAUCCAAAUAAUUGCCUUAAACUGAAUUGCUGUCUCAUCAGCCUUCGUAUCACGGCCAACAUACCUCAUAGCACCACUAAUCCUAUUGAUUUCUGCUCACCUCAUAGUUUAUUUUUUUGUUUCUAACGGUCCAAAUUAGUUGCCAUUUACAAAUUGGGCCGUGCUUAGUGCAAAUGGUCUUAAUGGGAAUGCCAUCAUAAAUAGUAGCACUGCUAGAGCUAUUCCCGCAAUUGGCUGAGUCGAUGAUUCUAUCACAUUUCGGUGGCUAAUUUUAAAUGCUUUCCAUUAGAAAUAAAUCACAGUUCGAGUGAAAAACUUCCCAUUAGGCAUACAAAUAGGCGGUUUUCGAAAUAUUCCUACGCUUUUCAAUGGAAAACAUUAACGAUAAAUAAGUGAUAAAAUUGACAUAACAUGUGUGUACGUGUGUUAAGUUAAGACAAUGACUAAAACGGAUACAAAGCAUUGCCAGGCGAGCUCCACGUCCCACGCAACGGUAAUUUCAAAAUAACAGUGAAUAGCAGUAGCAGAAACAAAAUAAUUGUGGCUCUGGUUCUCCUUGUUCUGCUUGUGCUGGUGCCACCCACAUCAGAGAUUUGCUUGACAUGCAAAUGAUCAUCUCGUUUAGGAUCGUGUCGUUUGUGGACUUUUAUUUAUGUUAUGUGAUUUGGCGUGGCGUCUGACCGAUCAUUUUGAAUGUGGUGGAUGGUGUUAGCUGAGAGGCGACAAGCCGAAGAGACAUCCACAAAUCUGUGAGCAGUACAAAAAGUGUCUGCGAGGCGGCAACACACCGGAAAAGCUGACAAAAAGGGGUCGCGUCUCUGGCUGGCCCACUCUCUCCCGCGCUCUCUACCUCGUGUGUGUGCUGUGGACUUGUGCGUUGGUCAAAAUUGCGGAACAAGAGGAUAACAGUGCCAAUCCGUUCGCUCUUUUCGAGCUCGUUGGAGCGCCGCAAACUGUUCAAUAUUGUUUGGGAUUCCGUGGCGAGACGAUCGUCGACAUCGCGCGCACUACGACAUCGAGUCGUUAAAAUAUACAAAAAAUUCUAAAGCGACAAUUCUUAUUUACUGCGCACAAAAAAAAAAACAAACCAUUAAUAAUCGCAGAAGAAUUUUAUAUAUCAAAUAUAUAUACAUAUAUGUAUUUAUAAGUCGCCCAGUUAUCAGACAUUCUUGGGAUUCAACUUAAAAGUAAAUCAAAAUACGUACAAAAGUGUGAAAGUGCCGACAAGCGAAAAUAUACAUAUUUAAAGUCCAUUUAAGUUCAUGCAAAUAAGCGAUAAAUAAUCCGCACUGAAACUAGGCCAAAAGCGGCACCCACCCACUCAUCGGAAAAUCACACAUACGCCACCGGCACACCAAGCACCACCUCAUUUGCUGUAGGCUUUGCUUAUCUCCUCCUCAUCUCCGGCAUCCUCAAUAUUGAAUGAGCCCCAUGAGUGGACUACGUCAUCAGCUGAAGAUGCUGGGAACAGCACUGCUGGGCAAGCGAGCCACCAAGUCUGUCAAAAAGAAACCAUUUACAGAGGUGGAAAUUACAGGUAAUUCAC
Molecule: messenger RNA, 3023 nt
Organism: Drosophila obscura
Lineage: Eukaryota; Metazoa; Arthropoda; Insecta; Diptera; Drosophilidae
Product: transmembrane protein 267
Exons: 5
Coding region: 346-1041 (231 amino acids)
Source: RefSeq, a predicted model, not a curated record